AUGUAUCGGGAUCAAAAUGUUGGACGGAUUAUUCAUGCUGGUCAUGUUGAGCGUGGUGAUGGCAUUGGCCUCAUUCCUCGCCGGCGCAUUACCAUUGUCCAUGAGCCUCUCCUCGUCGCAACUACGAUUGAUCUCCACCAUUGGAAUGGGAGUGCUUGUGGGUACAUCGCUCAUAGUCAUCAUCCCAGAAGGAAUCGAAGCCGUAUACACUGCGAAAUCAGCGGGGCAUUCGCAUACGAGAAGGAGUUUACAGCUAUGGGGAAGGGGGCUGAAGUCUCAUGGCAGAGUAGUGCCAAUCUAACCCCUCUGAACGUACGCAGGGCGGAAGACUCGAUAUCUGAACGAGAAGAUGCCCCAGGGCUGGAAAUAGAAGAGAAAGCCGUUCCAGCAGCCCCUACAACACCUACAGCAUCCAAGCAGACAGACCCCCCUGAAAAGGCAGUCCAAGACUCAUCACCAAAGAAAGACCACCACGACGAACCCAGCCCCCCAACAUUCUACAUCGGUCUUUCUCUAAUACUCGGCUUCAUCCUCAUGUACCUAGUCGACAAACUCCCCCGCCACGCCUCCGAAAACAUGCAACCACCUCCCCCCACCCGACACAUCUCCCUCGACAAUCUCUCCAUGGGUCUCUCUUCCCCCUCCUCUCCAAUUUCCGACCCAGAAUCCGAAUCCUUCCUACAAUCCCUCGCGCCAACGCCUAAGCAAACCCGCAGUCUCGCUACAACCACUGGGCUGGUAAUCCACGCCGCCGCAGACGGCAUUGCCAUGGGCGCAAGCGCUAGUACAGAUAACACGAAGCUGGGCUUCAUCAUCUUCAUCGCCAUCAUGGUGCAUAAAGCGCCCGCGGCGUUCGGGCUUACAAGCGUGUUGCUGAAGCAAGGAUUAAGCAAGAGGGCAGCGAGAGGGCAUUUGAUAAUUUUCAGUCUCGCGGCGCCGUUUGGAGCGUUGAGUACGUGGGUCAUGGUCAAUAUACUUGGAGGGGGCCAUAUUGAGGGGGAGAGGGGGCAGUGGUGGACGGGGAUGUUGUUGUUAUUUUCCGCGGGGACAUUUCUAUAUGUAGCCAUGCACGCCAUGCAAGACGACUCCACCCACACCACUUACGAACAAAACGGAUACGCAGAAAACGGAAACAGCCAGCGCGCGAAACCCAAAACUCAGAUGCGCGAUACGUUUGCAGCGGUUGGGGGCAUGUUGAUACCGCUUUUGACGCAGUUUGGACAUCAUCAUUAA
This is a messenger RNA of Lachnellula hyalina, 1233 nucleotides long. RefSeq names its product Zinc transporter (gene SLC39A9). Bases 1 to 1233 code for a protein of 410 amino acids. Gene Ontology annotation, cellular component: membrane. The record is from RefSeq and is a predicted model, not a curated record. Gene Ontology annotation, molecular function: metal ion transmembrane transporter activity. NCBI's taxonomy places the organism in Eukaryota, Fungi, Ascomycota, Leotiomycetes, Helotiales, Lachnaceae. Gene Ontology annotation, biological process: zinc ion transport; transmembrane transport. The transcript is spliced from 4 exons.